AUGGCGGCCGGGACCGAGGAAGACACCGAGCUGCGGGAUCUGCUGGUGCAGACGCUGGAGUCCAGCGGGGUGCUCAAUAAAAUCAAGGCGGAAUUGCGAGCAGCUGUAUUUUUAGCAUUAGAAGAGCAAGAAAAAGUAGAGAACAAAACACCUCUUGUAAAUGAAAGUUUGAAAAAGUUUUUAAACACAAAAGAUGGCCGAUUAGUGGCUGGUCUUGUCACUGAAUUCCUUCAGUUUUUCAAUCUUGAUUUUACCUUGGCUGUCUUUCAGCCUGAAUCAAGCACAUUAAAUGGGCUUGAGGCUCGAGAAAAUUUAGCUCGAGAUUUAGAAAUUAUAGAAGCAGAAGGUACAGUAGAUGGGCCCUUACUACUGGAAGUAGUCAGAAGAUGUCAGCAGAAGAAAGGAGUGUCUAAUAGUGGAGAAGUAGUUCCCGUAAUAUCUGGCACUGUACACUCCCCUCAAAAAUCAGAUGGAAGGCUUAACCUACCCCCAUUGCCAAGUAAGAUACCAAGGUAUAAAGGACAUCGUAAAAAGAAACAGUGCUUGGACACGGCUGAGCAGGUUACUGAAAACAGUCAAAGUCAAAGUUCCUCAUCUGGAGAAACACAGAGUGAAGGCAUCAUUCAUUUCCUACCUAAUGAAGCAAAAUUAGUUACUCAACCAACCAGAGACCUGGAUACCAAAGAAAAGAAUAGCCUAGCAGAAGAGGAAGAUGAUGCAGAAGAAGACCCUUUCUUUGAUGAUCCCAUACCAAAACCAGAGCAAACAUAUGGCUGGAAAAAUGACUCUAGCAAAGAAGGAAAUAUUGCAUCUCUUUCUGACGCACCACCCAUAAACAGUGGUCUUAAUUCCUUGAUUAGAGCAUCUCCGUUAAAGGAGCCUGACAAUGCAAACUCAGUUUUGAAAGAUGUAAAGAUGGUGAAUUCUAAACUUGGAUCACUUGAACUAGGGGAUGAAGAUGAAUACGCUGAUGACUUCAACAGUGCCAGCCAACGGUCAGAGAAAAGCGAAGCCAGUAUUGGUGAAGAAAUAGAAGAUAUUUCUGUGGAGUUAGAAGAGUUCAAUAUUAGUGAUAAACUUGAAGACCUCACACAAGACUUUACCAUUUCUCAGUUAAGUGGUGAUGCGGAUUAUCUGGAAGACGUUGCAUGAUUAGAGGACAGAGAUCUUAAUCUGUUGGAUUGAGAAUUUUUGUAGACUAUAUAAGACAAUCACUCUGCUGUAUUAUCCCCCUCCCAAAUUGUGCCUUGUGUUUCAAAGGAAUAAACAACGAAGCUGGAGAUGGGGGGCGAGCUUUUGAACUUGCAAGAAGUGAACAAAUAUUUAGUUUUGGAGUGUAGCUUCAAAGAUUGCUCUCUAGUUCUGUUAAACAUUUCAUGGAAGGUGAUGGAUUUCCCGUUGCAGGCAGCGGAUAUACCAAGAUGAUUUCUUCUACACAAAUUCAUAACGGAAAAUAUCUGCAAAGCAGAACAAUGGCAGUUCUGGCAUGUUGGUAUAGUAAACAUCUGGCUUUUGGCUGAAGAAAUGAAGAAAAUUCAACUUGCUCUUUUGUUGACCUUAUUAUAAUUGUCAGUUUCAAUAAUAAUUUUCUGUAAUAGCUGUUGAAAUAAUUGCAGCAGCCACUGAAUAUCAGCCAAGAUUUUCAAAACUAACUAGUUCAGAUGCCCAACCUGAAGCAUGUUAGAAGAUCUUGGUGUCUGAACUGUGAAUACCCAUAGUUUCUGGUAAGCUAGCACCUUGUUGCAACUUGGGUGCUUAGCUUUUGUGCAUCAAGAUCACUAGGUACUUCUGCAAAUUGGAAUAUGAGCCUUAACUCUAAACCUAUUUUUAUAUAUUUAAAUAUUUGUCACUCUAAGCUAGGUGCCUGUUUGUUAAUUUAAUGAAAUAUCUAAAUGGUUAUUAGCAUGGGGUUUUUUGAAACACGGCUUAAUACAGAAUAAAACUGUUCCAGAAGCAUUGCUUAAAGUUUUGGAACGUUCUGGGCUAA
Molecule: messenger RNA, 1987 nt
Organism: Euleptes europaea (tarantolino)
Lineage: Eukaryota; Metazoa; Chordata; Lepidosauria; Squamata; Sphaerodactylidae
Gene: CEP43
Product: centrosomal protein 43
Exons: 13
Coding region: 1-1152 (383 amino acids)
Biological process (GO): microtubule anchoring
Cellular component (GO): centrosome
Molecular function (GO): protein binding
Source: RefSeq, a predicted model, not a curated record